CCCCCCCUCCGUCUCCAAGCCUGGGAAGCUAGAAGAGGGGGGAUCUCCCCCCCAAAAGAGAUUACUCAAGGGCGGCUCGCUCUUCAUCCGGAUUGCCAGACAGACGGAAGGAAAGACAGAGCGGGGCGUGGCAUUGCUUUGAAGGGCUAUGACUCUGGUCUCGGUCUCCCUGGCCUUUAGCAGAACGACAAGGAGAGCCUUAGACAUGCUGUGAAGCUGGGCUUCAGGUCCCUGCCAAGCCUUUUGCCCUUAGUCUUGCCACACCAGGGCUCCAGAGACUUCCAGCAACACCACGAUGCUCCAUGAAAGACAUCGGACGCUGUGGCUGGCGGUGGUAGCGGUCACCAUCUCAACAGUGACCGGAGGGGGUGUUGGAGGGGGUUACGGACAAAUCAAAUACAUGCAGCCGGUGGUGAAAGGACCCCUCGGCCCUCCGUUUCGAGAAGGCAAAGGACAGUAUAUAGACAUACCACCGCCACUGCUGCCGAUGGACCUCAAAGGAGAACCUGGACCUCCCGGGAAGCCCGGCCCAAGAGGACCACCCGGCCCGCCUGGAUACCCUGGGAAACCGGGCACUGGGAAGCCAGGACUUCACGGCCAACCGGGUCCCGCUGGCCCGCCAGGCUUUUCGGGCGUUGGCAAACCAGGCAUUCCAGGGCUCCCUGGCAAGGCGGGCAUGAAAGGAAUGCCUGGGAUGAAAGGCGAGCCUGGCCUCCGAGGAGAGCAAGGGCCAAGGGGCCUGCCCGGCCCACCGGGGCUGCCUGGCCCGGCCGGCAUCUCUGUGACGGGGAAACCCGGCCCAGCGGGCAGCCCGGGACUGCCAGGGUUCCGAGGGGAGCCCGGCCCGAAAGGGGAGCCCGGCCCUCGUGGCGAGCGGGGCAUGAAGGGGGAAAAUGGGGUUGGGAAGCCGGGGCUGCCAGGAGCCCGAGGGAACGGAGGGGCCCCCGGCCCUGCGGGGCCUCCUGGCCCUGCUGCCCUUGGGAAACCGGGACUGGACGGCUUGCCCGGCGCUCCAGGUGACAAGGGUGACGCUGGAGUUCCAGGACAGCCGGGGAUCACUGGGCAGCCUGGGCCGGUGGGUCCACGUGGCCCGCCGGGCCUGGAUGGCAUUGGCGUGCCCGGGGCCGCUGGCAUGCCCGGCCUGCAAGGCCCAAUGGGCCCCAAGGGGGAGCCAGGGCUGCGGGGCCUCCCCGGCAUGCCUGGGCCAACAGGAUAUGGGAAGCCAGGGCUGCCUGGCUUAAAAGGAGACCGUGGCCAACCAGGUGUCCCAGGGAUCAUUGGAGACAAAGGCGAGCCCGGCAUGGAUGGCGAGAUGGGCGAGAUGGGGCCCCCCGGCGUCCCUGGGUCGCCAGGCCCUCCGGGCUCCAUGGGUUUGCCGGGCAAACACGGGAUCCCCGGCUCUAAAGGCGACGUCGGCCCCAGCGGGCCUGCAGGGCUCCCAGGUAUGCGGGGGGACCAAGGGCCCAGUGGCUUUGUGGGGAAGCCGGGGAUCCCCGGGGAAAGGGGACUGCCUGGACCGCAAGGCAUGCCCGGCCCCACGGGUCCCAAAGGAGAGUCGGGCUUCAUGGGGCUGCCGGGGGUGCCAGGCCUUACAGGGCCAAUGGGCUCAAAGGGGGAGUCAGGUAUCCCAGGGCAGCCGGGGCCCCGAGGGCCCUCGGGGAUACCCGGUCUGCAAGGCCCUUCGGGUCCAAUGGGCCCUCAAGGCUUGCCGGGCCUGAAAGGGGAACCUGGACUCCCAGGGCCCCAAGGAGUUGGAAAAGCAGGCGAGCCAGGCAUCGCCGGCCCUACUGGGCCACCCGGAGUGCCUGGGAAUCCGGGCUUAAACGGGCUGCCGGGACCGCCGGGCCCACCCGGGCCACCGGGUGCACCCGGGGUAUUCGACGGGGCAGGAAUCGCUGGCCUCCAUCUGCCAGACGGAGGCGUCGAGGGAGCAGUCCUGGGAAACGGCAAGCCCGGGAAGCCCCAGUAUGGCCGAGGGGAGCUCUCUGCCCAGAUGCUACCCGCCUUCACCGCCAUCUUGACCUCGCCGUUCCCAGCCUCAGGAAUGCCCAUAAAAUUCGACAGGACCUUGUACAACGGGCAGAAUGGCUACAAUCCAGUGACAGGGAUCUUCACUGCCCCCAUUUCUGGCAUCUAUUACUUUGCUUAUCACGUCCACGUGAAAGGAACGAACGUCUGGGUGGCGCUUUAUAAGAACAACGUGCCGGCCACCUACACCUACGACGAGUACAAAAAGGGCUACUUGGACCAAGCCUCCGGUAGCGCUGUGCUUGAACUCAGAGAGAACGACCAAGUCUGGGUCCAGAUGCCGUCGGAUCAGGCCAACGGCCUGUACUCCACCGAAUACAUCCACUCCUCCUUUUCCGGCUUCCUCCUUUGUCCCACAUAACAGCUAUUGGGUGCAACUACUUCUAUCCACUUUGGCCAUGAACGUGUCUUUUUAAUAUAUAUAUAUAUAUAAAUAUAUAUAUAAAAUACAAAACAGUCACUGGGAAGAUAGUACUGAUGGGAUGGAUGGGGAACCAUCCUAACCAAGCUGAGGAGAUAACUGGAAGGAGACCAUUUGGUUGUUGCAGUGCCAUCUUCGUUUCUGGAAUUUACUCUCUUCUAGUGACUGCACCAUCAAGCCCAGAUGCUAACCUUGGGAAUUAGCUGCCAGUCAGUUCUCUAAGGCACACUUGAAGGCGUUGGAUAGAUGGCCGUGCAUGGGGAUGCAGCUGCGGCCAUGACAUCCCACGUUGUGAAGUUCCUUUUAAGGCACCUCCUUCCAGCUGUAGCAUCUGUCCAUGUUUCAGCUUCCAGUUUCAAAAUGUGAUCCGAGUUACUCUCUCGGGAGAAAAUCAAGAACCUAAAGGGUAAAAUAUCUCACUGUGGAAUGUGCUGCAUAAGCACCUUUUCCACGUCGUUCACCCUAUCUCUAAAGCAUCCCACCAGGAUGUAAUCCGGAAAAGGGGACAAUGACAAGUGAAACGUAAUCCAAAGCCAUUCAGAGACUUCCACAGCCCUCCCCCCCCUUUUAAAGGACUCCUUAAAAUAUCUGUUCAUAGUCCUUUGAUAAUUCUGUAUUUAAGUACUGAUCAUGUAUAAGUCAGCACUCUAAAAACAUAUGGUUCAAUAGAUGCCGUUGUCUGACAAUCCCAGUAAAGUGAUGCAGAGUCACUUGUUAUAGCUUGACUGGAAAAAAGGUAUUAUCCUCAAAGUGUCAACUUGUAAUAUACAAUUUUCUUCAGGGUAUGUAAACUUUUUUUGUUGAGGGCAGUGGAAACACCCACACCCAUGAAAUUUUUGAUGAAGUCCAUAGCCACUUUACAUUCAGUUAACUUUUUCAUCGGUGCUACUUGCUACUUAAUCUUAACAACUUAAAAUAUUUUUCUGUACAGUGCAAUAUCUAUGUAUUAAAAAGGUGCAACAUGCUGCAUGCAGAGACUUCUGUGACAUAAGGAUAAUGACACUGACCAGUGUGUUUUUCUAUCACUUUGUUGCAAUAACGCUUGAAACAUUAUCUCUGGGUUACAAUGUUAUUCACAGCUUUUGGAAAGGGUUGUGAUCCUCCUGUGAAUCAACUUCAGUUGUCUAGGACCAAUGUAACUCUUUGGACCUGUCCAAUAAGUGACAGUGCAUAAUUCCAAACUCUUUUGUUAAUAAUAGAGCCCUUUCAUUCAGGACAAAGAAUAUGCUUAGAAUCAUUUUCUAUUGUGGAGAAAAAAAAACUCAAUCCUGUCCAUGAUGCAAAGAUUAUUUUGAAGGGGCCAGGAUUCCAUCACUAAAGCCAGGGUAAACUUUCUCCAGGUUUACUGUGUAGGCAGAAGUAUUUAAGCAGUGUUAAAAAUACAAUCAAUUCUGAGUUUGAAAACAAGUAUUAUACAGGAGUGGCAUCAUCGGAGAGAAAAACAACACAUUCUGGACUGUAAAAAAAUACCACCAGGAGGAGGAUGCUGGGAGUUGAAAUUUGGGAUAUCUGUAUUUCAAAUCUGACUAACAGCUUUCUUUCUUUCUUUCUCUUGUUCUCUUAAGACUUGUUUGCCUGAUUUAGACACACCAAGAGUACAGGCCCACAAUUUCUGAUUCCAUUUGAUGUUUUCUAAAUUCCUGGAGAUGAGAAUGAUGCCAAAGGCAGAUUUCACUUGCAGUAUCUUUUCAUUUCAGUCACUACAGGCUGAAACUGAAGAAAGCCAAGUACAUACAUUUUAUACGUGCCUAAUAUCAGAAGAGGAAGUGCAGGAGACAUGUGCUUUUGACUUAAGUGAAUUCUCCUGUGGAGGAGAGCAUUAAACUUCCAUUUUUCAGACCAGCAGAUCAAGAAAAAGGUGUUAUUAU
This is a messenger RNA of Pogona vitticeps (central bearded dragon), 4317 nucleotides long. RefSeq names its product collagen type VIII alpha 2 chain (gene COL8A2). Gene Ontology annotation, molecular function: protein binding. The record is from RefSeq and is a predicted model, not a curated record. Lineage: Eukaryota; Metazoa; Chordata; Lepidosauria; Squamata; Agamidae.